Closterium sp. Yama58-4 is the source of this 3597-nucleotide messenger RNA. The record is from the annotation of a GenBank genome assembly. NCBI's taxonomy places the organism in Eukaryota, Viridiplantae, Streptophyta, Zygnematophyceae, Desmidiales, Closteriaceae.
AUGGAUGAUGAAGGGAGCAUGAAUGAUGAAGGGAGCAUGAAUGAUGAAGGGAGCAUGGAUGAUGAAGGGAGCAUGGAUGAUGAAGGGAGCAUGGAUGAUGAAGGGAGCAUGAAUGAUGAAGGGAGCAUGAAUGAUGAAGGGAGCAUGAAUGAUGAAGGGAGCAUGGAUGAUGAAGGGAGCAUGAAUGAUGAAGGGAGCAUGAAUGAUGAAGGGAGCAUGAAUGAUGAAGGGAGCAUGAAUGAUGAAGGGAGCAUGAAUGAUGAAGGGAGCAUGGAUGAUGAAGGGAGCAUGGAUGAUGAAGGGAGCAUGAAUGAUGAAGGGAGCAUGGAUGAUGAAGGGAGCAUGGAUGAUGAAGGGAGCAUGAAUGAUGAAGGGAGCAUGAAUGAUGAAGGGAGCAUGAAUGAUGAAGGGAGCAUGGAUGAUGAAGGGAGCAUGAAUGAUGAAGGGAGCAUGAAUGAUGAAGGGAGCAUGGAUGAUGAAGGGAGCAUGGAUGAUGAAGGGAGCAUGAAUGAUGAAGGGAGCAUGAAUGAUGAAGGGAGCAUGAAUGAUGAAGGGAGCAUGAAUGAUGAAGGGAGCAUGAAUGAUGAAGGGAGCAUGGAUGAUGAAGGGAGCAUGAAUGAUGAAGGGAGCAUGAAUGAUGAAGGGAGCAUGAAUGAUGAAGGGAGCAUGAAUGAUGAAGGGAGCAUGAAUGAUGAAGGGAGCAUGGAUGAUGAAGGGAGCAUGGAUGAUGAAGGGAGCAUGGAUGAUGAAGGGAGCAUGGAUGAUGAAGGGAGCAUGGAUGAUGAAGGGAGCAUGAAUGAUGAAGGGAGCAUGAAUGAUGAAGGGAGCAUGAAUGAUGAAGGGAGCAUGAAUGAUGAAGGGAGCAUGAAUGAUGAAGGGAGCAUGGAUGAUGAAGGGAGCAUGAAUGAUGAAGGGAGCAUGAAUGAUGAAGGGAGCAUGGAUGAUGAAGGGAGCAUGGAUGAUGAAGGGAGCAUGGAUGAUGAAGGGAGCAUGAAUGAUGAAGGGAGCAUGAAUGAUGAAGGGAGCAUGAAUGAUGAAGGGAGCAUGGAUGAUGAAGGGAGCAUGGAUGAUGAAGGGAGCAUGAAUGAUGAAGGGAGCAUGAAUGAUGAAGGGAGCAUGAAUGAUGAAGGGAGCAUGAAUGAUGAAGGGAGCAUGAAUGAUGAAGGGAGCAUGAAUGAUGAAGGGAGCAUGGAUGAUGAAGGGAGCAUGAAUGAUGAAGGGAGCAUGAAUGAUGAAGGGAGCAUGGAUGAUGAAGGGAGCAUGGAUGAUGAAGGGAGCAUGGAUGAUGAAGGGAGCAUGAAUGAUGAAGGGAGCAUGAAUGAUGAAGGGAGCAUGGAUGAUGAAGGGAGCAUGGAUGAUGAAGGGAGCAUGGAUGAUGAAGGGAGCAUGAAUGAUGAAGGGAGCAUGAAUGAUGAAGGGAGCAUGAAUGAUGAAGGGAGCAUGAAUGAUGAAGGGAGCAUGGAUGAUGAAGGGAGCAUGGAUGAUGAAGGGAGCAUGAAUGAUGAAGGGAGCAUGGAUGAUGAAGGGAGCAUGAAUGAUGAAGGGAGCAUGGAUGAUGAAGGGAGCAUGAAUGAUGAAGGGAGCAUGAAUGAUGAAGGGAGCAUGAAUGAUGAAGGGAGCAUGAAUGAUGAAGGGAGCAUGGAUGAUGAAGGGAGCAUGAAUGAUGAAGGGAGCAUGAAUGAUGAAGGGAGCAUGGAUGAUGAAGGGAGCAUGGAUGAUGAAGGGAGCAUGGAUGAUGAAGGGAGCAUGAAUGAUGAAGGGAGCAUGAAUGAUGAAGGGAGCAUGAAUGAUGAAGGGAGCAUGGAUGAUGAAGGGAGCAUGAAUGAUGAAGGGAGCAUGAAUGAUGAAGGGAGCAUGAAUGAUGAAGGGAGCAUGAAUGAUGAAGGGAGCAUGAAUGAUGAAGGGAGCAUGAAUGAUGAAGGGAGCAUGGAUGAUGAAGGGAGCAUGAAUGAUGAAGGGAGCAUGAAUGAUGAAGGGAGCAUGGAUGAUGAAGGGAGCAUGGAUGAUGAAGGGAGCAUGGAUGAUGAAGGGAGCAUGAAUGAUGAAGGGAGCAUGAAUGAUGAAGGGAGCAUGAAUGAUGAAGGGAGCAUGAAUGAUGAAGGGAGCAUGAAUGAUGAAGGGAGCAUGAAUGAUGAAGGGAGCAUGAAUGAUGAAGGGAGCAUGAAUGAUGAAGGGAGCAUGAAUGAUGAAGGGAGCAUGAAUGAUGAAGGGAGCAUGGAUGAUGAAGGGAGCAUGGAUGAUGAAGGGAGCAUGGAUGAUGAAGGGAGCAUGAAUGAUGAAGGGAGCAUGAAUGAUGAAGGGAGCAUGAAUGAUGAAGGGAGCAUGAAUGAUGAAGGGAGCAUGAAUGAUGAAGGGAGCAUGAAUGAUGAAGGGAGCAUGAAUGAUGAAGGGAGCAUGAAUGAUGAAGGGAGCAUGAAUGAUGAAGGGAGCAUGGAUGAUGAAGGGAGCAUGGAUGAUGAAGGGAGCAUGGAUGAUGAAGGGAGCAUGGAUGAUGAAGGGAGCAUGAAUGAUGAAGGGAGCAUGAAUGAUGAAGGGAGCAUGAAUGAUGAAGGGAGCAUGAAUGAUGAAGGGAGCAUGAAUGAUGAAGGGAGCAUGAAUGAUGAAGGGAGCAUGAAUGAUGAAGGGAGCAUGAAUGAUGAAGGGAGCAUGAAUGAUGAAGGGAGCAUGAAUGAUGAAGGGAGCAUGGAUGAUGAAGGGAGCAUGGAUGAUGAAGGGAGCAUGAAUGAUGAAGGGAGCAUGGAUGAUGAAGGGAGCAUGAAUGAUGAAGGGAGCAUGAAUGAUGAAGGGAGCAUGAAUGAUGAAGGGAGCAUGAAUGAUGAAGGGAGCAUGAAUGAUGAAGGGAGCAUGAAUGAUGAAGGGAGCAUGGAUGAUGAAGGGAGCAUGAAUGAUGAAGGGAGCAUGAAUGAUGAAGGGAGCAUGGAUGAUGAAGGGAGCAUGGAUGAUGAAGGGAGCAUGGAUGAUGAAGGGAGCAUGAAUGAUGAAGGGAGCAUGAAUGAUGAAGGGAGCAUGGAUGAUGAAGGGAGCAUGGAUGAUGAAGGGAGCAUGAAUGAUGAAGGGAGCAUGAAUGAUGAAGGGAGCAUGAAUGAUGAAGGGAGCAUGAAUGAUGAAGGGAGCAUGAAUGAUGAAGGGAGCAUGGAUGAUGAAGGGAGCAUGAAUGAUGAAGGGAGCAUGAAUGAUGAAGGGAGCAUGGAUGAUGAAGGGAGCAUGGAUGAUGAAGGGAGCAUGGAUGAUGAAGGGAGCAUGGAUGAUGAAGGGAGCAUGAAUGAUGAAGGGAGCAUGGAUGAUGAAGGGAGCAUGGAUGAUGAAGGGAGCAUGGAUGAUGAAGGGAGCAUGGAUGAUGAAGGGAGCAUGAAUGAUGAAGGGAGCAUGAAUGAUGAAGGGAGCAUGAAUGAUGAAGGGAGCAUGGAUGAUGAAGGGAGCAUGGAUGAUGAAGGGAGCAUGAAUGAUGAAGGGAGCAUGGAUGAUGAAGGGAGCAUGAAUGAUGAAGGGAGCAUGGAUGAUGAAGGGAGCAUGAAUGAUGAAGGGAGCAUGAAUGAUGAAGGGAGCAUGAAUGAUGAAGGGAGCAUGAAUGAUGAAGGGAGCAGGGAGCAUGGAUGA